Molecule: messenger RNA, 1497 nt
Organism: Hypoxylon fragiforme
Lineage: Eukaryota; Fungi; Ascomycota; Sordariomycetes; Xylariales; Hypoxylaceae
Product: transferase family-domain-containing protein
Exons: 1
Coding region: 189-1166 (325 amino acids)
Source: RefSeq, a predicted model, not a curated record
GCGCGACGACGACGCAGGUGUGGAACGCUACGGCGUUCCCACAGCACGACUUCAUCGCGCAAACGCAGCUCGCUCCUGAGUCUGCGGGCGCGCUUCCGGGAGCGGCGGUCCAGUUGACGGCGUUUGCGUGCGGGGGGUAUGCGGUCAGCGUCAAGCUCGCGCACUGCUUGUCCGACGCGCUGUGCCUCAUGCAAUUCGCACACGCCUGGGCCGCGCACGCACGCUCGUUCUUCGGGGCGAACCCCCCCCACUGUACGCCGCUGUUUGAUCCCACGCAGCUGGAUCAACACGCCGCGGUAGCUAGCAGCCCAGAUCCCGAGAAGGUUGGGAGGGCGAGGGCGUUGCCGAUACAUCGGUUUGAUCGGUGGGACAGCGACGCGCCCGGGUACCCGAGCUGGAUCGCACCCUCGGUAGCGUGCACGAAGCCGCCGGCAGAGGAGCUAGGACACUUAGAGUUGAGCCCGUCGACUCGGCCACCGUGGCCGACGUGGGAUUUGAGCUUGCCGGUAGAGCAUUUGCAGAUUCGGUUUGGAGCCGAGGCAAUUGCGAAGAUGAAGAAGGCCGCUGAAGACAGUCUUCCGGAGUCUUUGAGUGGCCAACAGGUGUCCAGACUAGACUCUGUUCUGGCACACGUAUGGAUCCUAAUGAAUCGUGCACGACAACACGAGAACACGCAAGAUAUAGUAUACUUAAACAACACACUCGGGCUCCGAAAUCGGGUCGAGCCCCCGCUGCCAGAUAGCUAUGUCGGGUCUCCUAUCCUGUUGGCCUACGUUGAGAAGACAGGCUACGAAGUCAGCACGGCGACGAUUGGCUCGAUAGCUGGCUCGAUAAGACAAGUGAUGUCUCAGUUUACCCCUGAUGCGGUGUCUGAUUAUCUCCACGAGGUGGCACAUGAGGUCUGCCCACAGCGACUAUGGCAAGCCUUCCUUGGCUCCAGGCACACGAUUGUUACUUCAUGGGUUCGAGCACGUGCUUACGAGGUUGACUUCUGCGCGACCCAGCAACAGGCUCGCUACAUGCAGGGCGUGAUGCCGCGAUUAGAUGGGCUAGUUCAAGUUAUAGAUAUCGCAGACACUGGGGCCUUUGACAUCAGCGUAUGCUUAGAAAAGGAAACACUGCAACGCUUUGCCCAAGAUCCUAUGUUGAAAGCUUAUGGCUUUUGAUUAUCAUUACUCAGUAUUGCUUAGCGAAUUACUGGUCUGGGUUUACUUGGUUGCACGAACCGUGAGCGGUCAGCGUCAUAAAAUCAGGGGAGGGGUCACGCCCGCGCGCCAUAAAGCUGAAUCAAGGGUUCUUUCUACAUGUUUCUGCAUGUUCUCUCCCACUAACCCGAAAGAAUCAGUAAAGUGUCGGUUAAUUGCUAGAGAAUAGCUGAGAACAUGUUCGUCGGUCACGUUCUUGUUAACGGAAAGAUCUGGCUAUCAUAGAGACUCAUUUCAGCUAGCAUAAUGUACGCCUCAUUAGCAUGUGACGACAUUUUUCUGUUCGGUGGCG